UCGCUGCAUUUACAGCUGCAAGUCUUUUGGUGUAUGUCUCUACCAGCUUUGCAUAUCUAGAGAUGGAAAUGUUUGUCCAUUCUUCUUGGCAAAAAAGCUGAAGCUCAGUCAGAUUGGAUGUCUUGCCAUAGAUUCUCAAUUGGAUUUAGGUCUGUGACUUGGCUGGACCAUUUUAAGACAUGAACAAGCUUUGAUCCAAACCAUUCCUUUGUAGCUUUGGUUGUAUGUUUAGGGUCAUUGUCCUGCUGGAAGAGGAACCUCCGUCCCAGUCUCAAAUCUUUUGCAGACUGCAUCAGAUUUUCUUCAAGGAUUUCCUUGUAUUUAGCUCCAUCCAUCUUUCCCUCUAUUCUGACCAGUUUCCCUGUACCUGCUGAAGAGAAGCAUCCCCACAGCAUGAUGCUACCACCACCAUGUUUCACUGUUUGGAUGGUGUGCUCAGGGCGAUGGGCAGUGUUGGGAUUCCGCCACACAUAGCGUUUUGCAUUGAGGCCAAAAAGUUCAAUUUUGGUCUCAUCUGACCAAAGGCACCUUCUUCCACAAGCUGGCUGUGACCCCCACGUGGCAAACUCCAAAUGGGAUUUAUUAUGGUUCCCUUUCAACAACGGCUUUCUUCUUGCCACCCUCCUUCCAUAAAGGCCAGAUUUGUGGAGUAGCCUACUAAUAGUUGUCCUGUGGACAGAUUCUCCCACCUCAGCUGUGGAUCUCUGCUGCUCAUCCAGAGUAACAAUGAGCCUCUUGGUUGCUACUCUGAUAAAUGUUCUCCUUGUCCGACUCUUCAGGUUGGGUGGACGGCCUUGUCUUGGUAGGUUUGCGGUUAUGCCAUAUUCUUUCCAUUUUCUGAUGAUGGAUUUUAUAGUGCUCCGUGAGAUGUUCAAAGCUCUGGAUAUUUUUUUUAUAACCUAACCCUGCUUCAUACUUCUCCACAACUUUAUCCCUGACCUGUUUGGUGAGCUCCUUGGUCUUCAUGAUGCUGUUUGUUCAGAAAUGAUCUCUAACAAACUCUGAGUCCUUCACAGAACAGGUGUAUUUAUACUGAGAUUAAAUUGCAGACAGGUGGACCCUAUUUACUAAGUAUGUGACUUGCAAAUGUGACUUGUGAAGGCAAUUGGUCGCACCAGAUCUUUGUUAGGGGUUUCGCAGUAAAGGGGGUGAAUACAUAUGCACUCAACACUUUUCAGAUUUUUAUUCGUAAAUAAUUGUGAAAUCCAUGUAAUAUUUCCCCCCACUUCCAAAUGAUGCACUAUUUUGUGUUGGUCCAUUACAUAAACUCAUGAUGAAAUAAAUUUUAAUCUGUGGUUAUACCACGACAAAAUGUAGAAAAGUCCAAAGGGGGUGAAUACUUAUGCAAGGCACUGUAAAUGGGUUUUAGUAUGCUGUUUAUGAACAUUCUUUGUUUGGAAAUCACGGAUAAAACAAUUAAUUACUUUAAAGGAAACUAGGAGAGAGCGGGGUAAUGUGGGACUUCGGGUAAUGUGAGAAACCCCCUGUAUCUAGGCAACAGAACACCUUUGUGGUCAUUUGACUAUUAUGUUUUCAAGCCCCUCCCAUUCCCCCUUGCCAUGAAGGAGAAGUUGGUGCUGGUGCUGUGGAAAGUAUGUUUUUUCACAAAAAUUCGAUUUUUCUUGCUUUGAAAUUAAUCAACUGUUGUGUCAAAUCAAAUUGAAUCAGGUAGAAACGCUUAUACAUGUUGGUGAACUUCUAACAUAUAAUAAACAGUGAUUGAUGCUAGCUGAAGAUUAGCCUGAAAUGCUAAGAGAUGUUUUUUCUAAAACGGUGGCUAUGGGGUAAAGUUGGACAAAUGCUGUGAACCAUGAAGCAGAAGUUAAGUUUAGUCUUAAACAUAUUUUAGUGUUAUUACAUUAUGUUUUAUUUUCAAUGUCAUAAACAUUGUAGAAAAGCAAUUAUGGCAAGAAACUAUACGCCAGGAAGACAACCUGGGGCCAAACACCCCUCGCAGAGAUGGAGAGUGCAGCUGCUGAGGUCAUGCAAGGAAAGAAGUCCUUAAGAAAAGCUGGAAGAAAUAUUGAUAAGACAACCCUCAAAAGAUUCAUAAAGAAGAAAGGGAAAGUAAAAUCAGUAGCCUGGGGUGCAGUAGCUGAGGCAAAGAGAAUAUUCACAGAUGAGAUGGAGGAGGAGCUUGCCAAACACUUGAAACAACUAGCUGACCAGUUCCAUGGCCUGCCUCCAGUUAAGUGCUGUGAACUGGCAUUUGAAUACGUAGUUAAAAACAAUAUCCCUGUCACUGCCAAUUGGACAGAGAAACAUUGUGCAGGUAAGCUAGGAUGUGCAAGAGAUCACAUGAAUCAUAAUCAUAAAUGUGCUUAAUUGACCAAUACCCAUGAUUCUGUUACUAGUCCGAUAUUAGUUUUGGAAUGUGUGGUUGUCAAUCUAGCUGUCAGGAUUUGAACUAUGCAACAUGUGUUGUUAUGGUAGUUUUAAAGUAUUGUGUCCUGUGAGACAAGACCAUUUUUUUUUAAAACAAUCAUAUUUUCACUGCCCUUUGUCCUGAAGACAUUCUGAUCAUUUCCAUUGCUAGAAAACAUCUUGAAUUAAUGGAAAAUGUGUUAAUUUUAGUGAUAUAUCAGUUUAGCUCACCUGGAGGGGAGCAAAUGUAAAAAGUGUCUCACAUUACCCCGCUCUCCCCUACUUAGAUGUCUGUUAUUAAAUGCAUUUGGCUGUGUAUACUAUAUUGCUGUGAUAUGUCCAGUGUUAUCCGAGUUUGUGGAGUACACCCUGGACAGGUCUCCAGUGCGUGGUGGAGGAGUAAUUCACAUCCUUAACUUAAUAAGUGAAAGUACUAAAACUAGGUCAUGUCUAAAUUGAGAUUAAGGCUUCAGUCUGACGCACACUUGUUGCUGAACACCCGUGUUUCUGUCUGUAGAUGGCGUCCUCCACAAACACGUUCCUACACCUUAGUGUGCGCGUGUAAAUGCGCGUGUGCUUGAUUGAGCAGGCAGCGCAGGGGCCACUCUGGGACCAGAAACUGGGGCUGAGCCGCGGCUCUCGACGAAUCGGUCGGACUGAGCUCCGGAGGAUCGCACCUUUGUUUCCUUCUGCGAAGCAGCAUCUGGCCCGCACCUUCAAGCGCAGCUGCUCCAGCACCUGGCGAGUCUGUGUCGCUCCGGUUGCUCACUGAGGAACCAGCAGGAGGAGAAGCUCCAGCACGAGAGGCUGUGGAAUUGCUUCGAGCCACCAUCGUUAGUUUGUGAUAGAGAUCGUGCCGGACACCAGUGCGUGUGCCCACCGCCGCUAUGGCCACAUUCCUGAGGAGUUUGAUCUGGAUGCUGCUCUUGUUCCCAAAGCUGAGAUGUGACGCUAAUCCAGGACCAUCAGCGGAUACAGAUGGUCUGGCUGAAGCUCAGAGUGGCGCUGCACCUACUUCCGAAGGUUAUUUCCUGGAGUUCCAGGAGCAAGUCAACAACAUCACCCACUUCCAGGGCCAGACAGCCACACUGCAUUGCAAAGUGACAGGAAACCCACGACCAUCCAUCCGCUGGCUGAAGAAUGACGCCCCUGUGGUCCAGGAGCAGGGACGUAUAACCAUCCGCAAGACAGAAGCUGGAUCAAAGCUCCGCAUCCAGGACCUGGACACUACAGACACUGGCUAUUAUCAGUGUGUUGCCUCCAACUCACUCAAGGUCAUCUCUGCCACAGGCGUGCUGUACGUCAAACUGGGACUGAUGCCCACACAUAGCCCAGAUGAAUCGUCACGUGAAAAAGGUUUCUGCCAGCCGUAUCGAGGCAUCGCCUGCGCUCGCUUCAUUGGCAACCAGAGCAUCUAUGUUGAGUCCUUGCAGAUGCAGGGGGAGAGCGAAAAUCGGAUCACUGCUGCUUUCACUAUGAUUGGUACGUCCACCCACCUGUCGGAUCAGUGCUCCAGGUUUGCCAUCCCAUCCUUCUGCUACUACGUCUUCCCUCUGUGUGACGAAGGCUCUCGGGCCCCCCGGCGCCGUCAGCUCUGUAGAGAUGAGUGCGAGGCCCUGGAGAAUGACUUGUGCCAUGCAGAGUACACCAUCGCCCGAUCCAAUCCCAUGAUCCUCAUGCAACUGAAGCUCCCCAACUGCCACCUACUGCCACGACCAGGCACGCUUGAUGCUGCGUCCUGCAUGAGGAUAGGAGUGCCACCAGAAAAACUAGGUCCAUAUUCCCCCGAAGACCACAUCUGCUACAAUGAAAGUGGGGCUGACUACAGGGGCACAGUCAGCAUCACUAGAUCUGGUCACCCCUGCCAGCCAUGGAGCUCUCAGUCCCCUCACAGUCACCAUCUGUCCAAGGAAUAUCCCGAGCUCUGGGGAAGUCACAACUUCUGUCGUAACCCGGGAGGCCAGAUGCAGGCCCCCUGGUGCUUCACCUUGGACCCACAUAACAGGAUGGACCUGUGCGACAUCCAAUCCUGCAAGCCUCCAGAGAACCCAAGAAAGGAGAUACUGUUCAUUUUAAUCCCUGCAAUUGCCAUCCCAUUGGUCAUCGCUUGCCUCUUCUUUCUGGUGUGUAUGUGUCGCACAAAGCAAAAGGCUUUGACUGACACACCACCUCGCCAGCUCAGCAGCUCACCCAGCCAGGACAUGGAGCUCUCUCUCCUCAGUCAACAAAAACACCAGGCCAAGCUGAGGGAGAUCAAUAUGUCAGCAGUACGGUUCAUGGAGGAGCUUGGUGAGGAUCGGUUUGGCAAGGUUUACAAGGGCCAACUGUAUGGCACUGCUCCUGGUGAGCAGGUCCAAAUGGUGGCCAUAAAGACAUUGAAAGACAAGGUUGAUGUCACUCUCUGUGAGGAAUUUCGCCAUGAAGCAAUGCUGCGCUUUCACAUACAGCACCAAAGCAUAGUAAGUUUGCUGGGUGUGGUCACCAAAGAGCAGCCAAUGAGCAUGAUAUUCACCUACUCCAGCCUUGGUGACCUGCAUGAGUAUCUUGUAAUGCGCUCCCCAAACUCAGAUGUUGGCAGCUCAGAUGAUGAUAAGACCGUCAAGUCCACUUUGGAGCAGGCGGAUUUCCUUCAUGUUAUCACCCAGAUUGCUGCUGGAAUGGAGUACCUUUCCGGCCAACAAUUGAUCCAUAAAGACCUUUCUGCACGAAACAUCCUCGUCUUUGACAAACUCAGCAUCAAGAUACUUGAUCUUGGCUUGUUCAGAGACGUCUACUCUGCCGAUUACUACAAUCUCAUGGGCACAGGCCAUUUCCCUAUUCGUUGGAUGUCCCCAGAAGCAAUUAUGUAUGGCAAGUUCUCCACCAACUCUGACAUCUGGUCUUACGGUGUGCUGCUGUGGGAGACUUUCAGUUAUGGUCUGCAGCCGUACUGUGGCUACUCCAACCAGGACGUGAUCGAGAUGGUUCGCAACCACCGGCUACUGCCAUGUCCAGAUGACUGCCCAGCUUGGAUUUACACUCUCAUGCUGGAGUGUUGGAGUGAAUUUCCAGCAAGAAGACCUUGCUUCAAGGACAUUCACACACGCCUGCGCUCUUGGGAGAGUCUGUCUAACUAUAACAGCUCUGCUCAGACUUCUGGCACCAGCAACACUACUCAGACCAGCUCUCUCAGCACAAGCCCUGUUAGCAACAUCAGCAUGAGCACAGCAAAUGCAUCCCGCUACACAAGUCCGAAAAAGGGCUCACCAUUCCAUCAGCCCCAGUUCAUGCCCAUGAAGGGUCAAAUGCAUCGGCCAAUGGUGCCCCAACAGCUCUACAUCCCUGUCAAUGGAUAUCACCCAAUGUCAGCUUACCCAUACCUGCAGAACUUUUACCCCAUGCAAAUACCCAUGGCAAUGCCCCACCAGCAGAUGCACCACCAACCCCAAAUGGUUACCAAAGCUGGUUCCCACCAUAGUGGCAGUGGAUCCACAUCUACAGGCUACAUCACCACUGCCCCCUCCAACAACUCUGUGACAGAGCGAGCAGCUCUAUUAAAUGAGAACUCGAAGACCACUGAUGAGGCCUUGGCUGACAGGGCAACCGAGGAAGAGAGAGACCAAAAUGAGGACUUGUCAGUGCCUGAAACAGAAUUGCUAGGUGAUAAUGACCCUCCAAAGACUGAAGAAAUGGUGGUCCGCUUGUCAGACACAUAAGUGUGGUGAUGUUUGAAGGACAGUGGAGCUAAAAUAUUAUGUGAGCUGGGCUUGCUUGCCAGAAAAUUCAAUGAGCGGUGUAAAGUGAAAGGAGAAAUGCUGCGGAACUUUUUUUUAUGGGUUUCUUAGAUAGGACAGUUACAUUUGAAUGCCAAGUGUUUGUCAUGUUUGUACCUCUUACAUGCCUUUGUCAAAGGGUAAGCAAAAUUUAAAUUGCAAUUUCUUUUCUUUUGAAUGCCACAAGGGCAUAGUCCACCUAUACAGGCAGCCCUGCCUACCAGUUGGUAAGAAUUAGCAAAAAGUUAGAUGACCACCCUCCCACAAUGCCAGUGGUGUUUAUUAGAAUGCACACUCAAGCCAUAGGUAUUGCUACACAAACCCAGAAAUGAACCCAGGUUUCUGUGGUAGAAGACAAGGGCUUUGCCUGUGUGCAAAUUGCGCACCCUUUGACAAUUUGAUGUUGUUUUUGAGGUGAUUAUUUUGUGGUUUGUGAAAGCCACAGACAUAGAACAAUAGAAUGUAUGAUGACCAAAGAUAGUAGUUUUGAAAGUAUCUUUGUUAUUAAUGAAGUUCUCUACGAUGUAUUUUGUAACUUACCGCCAUCAAACAAAAGAAUAAGAACAAAGACUCUAGUUGAAUCUCAUUUGAGGCCAUUGACAAAGGUCUUAUUCACAACAUGUUUCCCAUGAAGUGGACCCUUUUUACAUAUACUUUUUUAAACAAGUUGUUAUAUUUUUAAUUGAUGUACUUUGGUUUUGAAAAUUUUAGUUGUUAAUGUUGUCCUUUACUGUUGAAAUUGCUAAGCCUAGUGUGAAAACUAUGUCCUUUCCACCACAUCUGCUUUGUUUGCAGUUUUUUGCUUACCAUGCAUUGUGUAGAUCCAUCUGUGGAGUAUCCAAUAAAGUCAUA
Platichthys flesus (European flounder) is the source of this 6968-nucleotide messenger RNA. RefSeq names its product receptor tyrosine kinase-like orphan receptor 2 (gene ror2). Gene Ontology annotation, biological process: cell surface receptor protein tyrosine kinase signaling pathway; multicellular organism development; positive regulation of kinase activity. Gene Ontology annotation, molecular function: transmembrane receptor protein tyrosine kinase activity; protein binding; ATP binding. Gene Ontology annotation, cellular component: signaling receptor complex. The record is from RefSeq and is a predicted model, not a curated record. NCBI's taxonomy places the organism in Eukaryota, Metazoa, Chordata, Actinopteri, Pleuronectiformes, Pleuronectidae. The transcript has 9 exons. The coding region runs from base 3252 to 6059 and encodes 935 amino acids.